Camellia sinensis is the source of this 301-nucleotide messenger RNA. The record is from RefSeq and is a predicted model, not a curated record. Lineage: Eukaryota; Viridiplantae; Streptophyta; Magnoliopsida; Ericales; Theaceae.
AUGGAUUCAAACAACUGUUUUGGGGGAUCCCAAAGGCUCACAACCUUAGCUCGACAACUUCAACUGUACAAACCCCCUUCAACUUUCGAUGAAUCCGAUAUUGAAGAGAAAAGAAUCGAAGAAAGUGAAGGAACGGUGGUUUCUCAUGUGGGUUUUGUGGAAUUUGCAACCCUAAUUGCAAGCCAACUCGAAAUAUUCAAACCCAAGAGAGCCGCUGUUUUGAUCUGUCUCUUUGAAGGAGAUGAUGGUGAUCUUCGUGUCAUUCUCACUAAGCAAUCUUCUAGACUCUCCACUCACUCAG